Argentina anserina (silverweed cinquefoil) is the source of this 1602-nucleotide messenger RNA. Its product is annotated as ribose-phosphate pyrophosphokinase 4. The coding region runs from base 98 to 1297 and encodes 399 amino acids. NCBI's taxonomy places the organism in Eukaryota, Viridiplantae, Streptophyta, Magnoliopsida, Rosales, Rosaceae. The transcript is spliced from 7 exons. Gene Ontology annotation, biological process: 5-phosphoribose 1-diphosphate biosynthetic process; purine nucleotide biosynthetic process. Gene Ontology annotation, cellular component: cytoplasm; ribose phosphate diphosphokinase complex. Gene Ontology annotation, molecular function: ribose phosphate diphosphokinase activity; magnesium ion binding. The record is from RefSeq and is a predicted model, not a curated record.
AAACUAACCGAAAUGGCAUGAGAGAGAGCGCCUAGCAAGGAUAGCAAAGCAGCCUUUGGAGUCUUGAAGAAGCCACCACGUACGCUGUGACCGCCACAUGGCGGCCACUCGAGCUCUUCCUUCUUCUUCCUCCUACCUAAACCCUAACCUCCCACCCUCGCUCAAAUCCUCCUCCUCCACCGCUUUCGUCAUCCUCAAACCACCGAGGAAGAAGAACCAGUACGCCAACAGCAUCAGGUGCGACAUCACCAGCACCAACAAUUGGACCGCCGAGCCGGACCCCAAGGUCCAUUUCUUCCCGCCGGAGCAUCUUACGGUCCCAAUGGCUUCCGAAUCGGCCGUCAAGACGGCCAAGCGAGUCUGCCUCUUCUACUGCGCCGAGACCAAAGAGCUCGCUCAGAAAGUCGCCGCCGAGUCCGACGGAAUUGAGCUCCGGAGCAUCACCUGGAGGAAAUUUGCUGAUGGAUUUCCUAACAUUUUCAUACCCAAUGCUCAUGCGAUUCGCGGCCAACACGUGGCGUUCCUGGCGUCGUUCAACUCGCCGUCGGUGAUUUUCGAGCAGCUGUCUGUGAUCUACGCGUUGCCUAAGCUGUUCAUAGCCUCGUUCACGCUUGUGCUUCCGUUUUUUCCGACGGGGACGUCGGAGCGUAUGGAGGAUGAGGGAGAUGUGGCCACUGCUUUCACACUGGCCAGGGCAUUGUCGAAUAUUCCGAUUUCGAUGGGAGGGCCUACUAGUUUGGUUAUCUAUGAUAUCCAUGCCUUGCAGGAAAGGUUUUACUUUGGUGAUAAUAUAUUGCCGUGCUUUGAGAGUGGUAUCCCGUUGCUUAAAGCUAGACUUCAACAGCUCCGUGAUUCCGACAAUAUAUCCAUUUGUUUUCCUGAUGAUGGUGCAUGGAAGCGAUUUAAUAAGCAGCUGCAGCACUUCCCAACGAUCGUUUGUGCUAAAGUUCGAGAAGGUGACCAACGGAUUGUGCGUAUUAAAGAAGGAGAUCCUAAAGGACGGCAUGUUGUGAUUGUUGAUGAUUUGGUUCAGUCUGGUGGCACACUGAUUGAAUGUCAGAAAGUAUUAGCCGCCCAUGGAGCAGCAAAGAUAAGCGCUUAUGUAACACACGGGAUUUUCCCUAAUAGAUCAUGGGAACGCUUCGGAAGUGAUAAAGGAGCAGGGAACCCUGAGCAGGGCCUCACAUACUUCUGGAUUACAGAUUCAUGUCCCACAACAGUGAGAGAUGUGAUGUACAAUCCACCAUUCGAAGUUCUUAGCCUUGCCGGUUCCAUAGCAACUACUUUGCAAAAGUAGGUGAAACAACCAGUGGAUAAAUGUCCUUUACCACCCCCAACUCCUUCCUGUUUUUUAGUGUUCGAUGAAUUUUGGAGUCAUUAACUAGAGAACGCAUGCGGCUGAGUAGUUAUGCGGCUGAGAAUUUUUCACUUGCAGCAAUUAGAUGACCAAAAUGAUGCCAACUAUCUGCGGCACUUGAAAACUGUUGUGCAAGUAACACUUUUUUUUUUGUCCUUCGCUGUACAAACUGUUGCACUUUUAUGACACUAAGUGUCGGUUUUAAUUACUGGGAGUUAAUAAAUGACUGAAUACAGUCGCCUAUU